AAACCAAGAUUGACCACAACCUACUGGGAAGACGAAAACACAAUCUGCUACCAAGUCGAAUGUCGCAACGUUACUGUCUCCAGAAGAGGCGAUAACGACUUUAUCAAUGGUACAAAACUACUCAACGUAACCGGAAUGACUAGAGGCAGAAGAGAUGGUAUAUUAAAAACUGAAAAAACAAGAUUUGUCAUUAAAAUCGGUGCAAUGAACUUGAAAGGUGUCUGGAUCCCCUAUGACAGAGCCUUUGAAUUGGCCAGGAACGAAGGUAUAGCUGAUUUAUUAUACCCAUUGUUUGUCACUGACAUCAAGGGCUUCUACACCAAAUCAAAUGCUCAUGUC
Ascoidea rubescens DSM 1968 is the source of this 339-nucleotide messenger RNA. Its product is annotated as KilA-N domain-containing protein. The record is from RefSeq and is a predicted model, not a curated record. The transcript has a single exon. The annotation marks the transcript as partial. Gene Ontology annotation, biological process: positive regulation of transcription by RNA polymerase II. Gene Ontology annotation, cellular component: nucleus. NCBI's taxonomy places the organism in Eukaryota, Fungi, Ascomycota, Saccharomycetes, Ascoideales, Ascoideaceae. Gene Ontology annotation, molecular function: DNA-binding transcription factor activity; sequence-specific DNA binding.